Pararge aegeria (speckled wood butterfly) is the source of this 1304-nucleotide messenger RNA. RefSeq names its product venom protease-like (gene CLIP3). The record is from RefSeq and is a predicted model, not a curated record. Gene Ontology annotation, molecular function: serine-type endopeptidase activity. Gene Ontology annotation, biological process: proteolysis. The transcript is spliced from 8 exons. Lineage: Eukaryota; Metazoa; Arthropoda; Insecta; Lepidoptera; Nymphalidae. The coding region runs from base 39 to 1205 and encodes 388 amino acids.
AGUUCUCAUCUCGUUUAGUAGCUCGAAGACCAUCAGCUAUGUGGCGUCUCUUCGUUUUAACUUUUGCCAUUUCUAUUUGCAAUGGAAAUGAUUUCAAAUCGGAUUUGCACGAUCCAGAAUGGAAGGAAGUGGUGGCCGCAGGAGGCAUGCAGAUUGGCCAUGGCCGGACCAAACGAUUCGUAGAACUUAAUGAAAACCAGCCGAAUAUACCUUACCAAGCCUGCCUCCUUCCCAAUGGCGCAAGCGGACACUGCCGUCAUUUGCAUUACUGCGUACAGGAAGACUUCAAGAAGGAUUUCACGAAGUUUAUGGAUUACCUUUGUAUCAUCAACCACUCAGCUAUUGGUGUUUGCUGCCCUGAUGGUAAGGGUGAAGGCAGAGCUGACGCUGUAGCAGGUGACCUCCCAGCCACUGCACCAAGGGAAGAAAACGACCUGUCGUUAAAGAUAGAUCGCGCUGAGAACAGAGGUUGUGGACUGAGCACUCGAGCUCAAGGAAGGAUCACAGGGGCCCAACCCGCGAACCCUCGAGAGUGGCCUUGGAUGGCUUCCAUCACCCCCGACGGCUAUGACCAGUACUGCGGCGGAGCGCUCAUCACCGAUAGACAUGUACUAACUGCUGCUCACUGCAUUGUUAGGUGGACAGUCGAAGAACUGUUCGUCCGUCUGGGCGAGUACGACUUCAAGCGCAGCAACGACUCGCGCUCCUACAACUUCAAGGUCAUUGAAAUACGUCGCCAUGAAAUGUACGACAAAACCAACUAUCACCACGACAUUGCUAUACUGAAACUGCACAGGGCGGUCGUCUUCAAUACGUAUGUGUGGCCCAUAUGCCUACCACCACGAGGUUUGCCGUUGGACGAAGAAGUAGCUACCGUUAUCGGAUGGGGCACGUUGUGGUAUAGUGGUCCGCACAGCAACGUCUUAAUGGAAGUAGCAGUACCGAUUUGGAACAUGGAAAGCUGUAAAAGCUCGUUCACCGACUCCGUUUUUAAUGAAACUAUAUGCGCCGGUGGAAAAGAAGGAGGAAAAGAUGCGUGUCAGGGUGACAGCGGUGGUCCUCUCAUGUACCAGAUGUCCAGCGGACGCUGGGCAGUUGUUGGCGUGGUUUCAUGGGGAGUCCGCUGCGGAGAGCCCAACCACCCUGGGCUCUACACACGCGUCGACAGAUACCUCGAGUGGAUUCUACGAAACUCCAUCUUCUAAACCCUUCUUUCUCAUGUGACACCUAGGUGUAUCUAGUUUUGAAGUGCAUUAAAUAAACAUAAUAUUGUCACAGUAAAUACAUUGUAAUUAAAUAAAAGA